This is a messenger RNA of Schizophyllum commune H4-8, 891 nucleotides long. RefSeq lists its product as uncharacterized. Gene Ontology annotation, molecular function: protein binding. The transcript is spliced from 2 exons. The record is from RefSeq and is a predicted model, not a curated record. Lineage: Eukaryota; Fungi; Basidiomycota; Agaricomycetes; Agaricales; Schizophyllaceae. The coding region runs from base 1 to 891 and encodes 296 amino acids.
AUGUGUCUGCUCUUCCUUCCAGCCGAUCUUCUUCUCGAAAUACAAUCGCUUCUGAAGCCCUCCGACGUUUUAGCUUUGCAGUCGACUUGCACAUACUUCCGAGAUGCUGAGGUGCGCCGACUAGCAUGGCAGGAUGCUCUUCGACGCGUCAUCCAGGAGAACGAGGUUUUCCCUGCCACGUUCCCCAUAGAGAGCAUGUCUACUGUCGAACUCGCGCACGCAGCCCUAGCGCCGUCAAGAUUUCGCCACUUGAUCGAACGCAAUGGCACGAGCUCCAUGCCCUCUAGCAACUCUGACAUACCCCUCAUGAGCCCGCUUGCCAAAUACACCAUCACCCACCAAAUGCCUUCAUUCGACAAGUCCAAGAUGAAGUUGCUGCCUGGCGGUCGCUUCCUCCUUGCGUGGAAUCAAGACACGCUUCAUCUCUAUGACUUUGGCUACAGAACAGACAGCUCCUGGCAGAAGAACAAGGACCCCGUCUUCGCUCUCUCGGCUCAGAUGCUCACUGGCGUGAAUGACCUGGUACAGCAUUGGGAAUGUGACAUUCUGCACACUUUCGACCAGCAUGAUCUAGUCCUGUUCUUCACGUUCUUGGAUUCUGGCGCGGAUGACGCAACCUCCUCCAUCAUAAUCGCCUAUCGGAUCAACAAUAUAGGCACGAAGCCGUUUGGCAAGGAAAUGCGACGCUUUCUCACCUUGCCAUCCAUCGUGAAGGGCACAUCCUGCUGCUUGUGUGCGAGCACCUGUCAACUGGCCUUCAUAUGCAAAGACGAUGUCAUCCGAGUAUGGGACUACGCACGGAAUUCGGUCGCUUCUUUCCGCUCACAAUACUGGACUACAGGCAUGGUAAGGCUUGCAUUCACUACGUGCCGACUUCUGAGCAAUAAUUAA